Messenger RNA from Styela clava, 1236 nucleotides. Its product is annotated as sesquipedalian-1-like. The record is from RefSeq and is a predicted model, not a curated record. Gene Ontology annotation, biological process: endosome organization; retrograde transport, endosome to Golgi; receptor recycling. Lineage: Eukaryota; Metazoa; Chordata; Ascidiacea; Stolidobranchia; Styelidae. Gene Ontology annotation, cellular component: recycling endosome; trans-Golgi network; early endosome.
AUUUAAUGAAUUCAGAUUUGUAAUAAACGAACUUAAUCAGAUAUUGGUGGUAACCUGUAGGUACUGUAAUGAGUGGAUAUUGAGCGCAAACGAGCAUGAAAAUUAAUGAGAAGGCUUUAUCGUCGUUUGCAAACUGCAAUAUAUGUUCAGAUAAAGAAGGAUGGUUAUGGAAAAAGGGUGAACUGAAUACAAGCUAUCAAAAAAGAUGGUGUGUACUACGUGGCAACUUACUUUUCUACUUUGAUAAAAGAUAUGACAAGGAUCCAAUUGGUGUUAUAGUUCUUGAAAAUUGUACAGUUCAACUAGCAGAAGGUGGAGAUUCUUCUUACACAUUUUCUAUUAUAUUUCUUGGGAAUGGCAUGAGAACUUAUAAACUUGUAGCAGAUGAUGAAGAAUCAUGCAAUGAUUGGAUAAAAUCAUUGUCACUCUGCAGUUUUAGAUAUUUGAAAAUACUGGUGGAAGAAUUAGAAGAAAAAUCAAAUCAAACUAAAUACCAACCAACAUUGCUUAUCCCAGAUUCCCAGCAAAUUCCCUUAGUAAGGGGUCUAAGGAAUGCUGCAAGCACAGAAGAUAUAUCAAAAGGGAGAGUCAAGACUACAAAAAAGAUCACCAAAUCAAGUUCGGAAAAAAGUUUGCAAAAUUUAAUUGACACUGAUGAAAAGCCUCUAAAAAUAGUUAACACUUCUUUGGACGGUGCAAAAACCAAAACAAUAUUUUAUCCUCUUUUGUCGCAACCACAUACCCUCCUCAAAGUUGAGUAUGGGGGUAAAGGCAAAACUAAAAAGCAGACAUUUCUAGCCUCAAACAAAUCGAAAAUACCUACUUUAACUUCCGCAAAUAGGUCAUUUAUUGCAAUGCAUGAGUACUUUCGUCAGGGCAUUGAAGAAUUAGCUGUUUCGUUGUCCUGACUGGUAAAUAAUUAUUAUAAAAACAAUCUUUAUAUAAAUAAAUUGCAUGUGAAGGGAACAAAGUGUGUUGCAAAACUCCUAACCAAUAUGCAUAUAUAAUCAGAUUACUGAACACUCCGAGACAUGCCAAACGCUUGCCUAUAUUAAUCCUGGUUCUCAGAGGUGCAAAAUUACCUGUUUUCUAUCUAUUUAUCUAUAUAAUAUAUGUAUCCCCAUCUGCACUUUAAUCAAGCUAAAUGUAUAAUUUUGGUUUUCCAUACGGAUGUGGAUGGGUGCUUUGUUUAAUGUGUAGCAAAUUUUUUAAUAAAUUAAAUUUCGCUUGUUCAAA